Messenger RNA from Paramacrobiotus metropolitanus, 2358 nucleotides. RefSeq names its product TD and POZ domain-containing protein 2-like. Gene Ontology annotation, cellular component: cytoplasm. Gene Ontology annotation, biological process: regulation of proteolysis; proteasome-mediated ubiquitin-dependent protein catabolic process. Bases 694 to 2088 code for a protein of 464 amino acids. Gene Ontology annotation, molecular function: ubiquitin protein ligase binding. NCBI's taxonomy places the organism in Eukaryota, Metazoa, Tardigrada, Eutardigrada, Parachela, Macrobiotidae. The record is from RefSeq and is a predicted model, not a curated record. The transcript has 3 exons.
AAGAAACAAAUCUGGAAAAGAAGUGCCAUGGGAUCAAAAAGCAUUCUGCUCGGACAACCUUUGACAUCAAAAUCGCACGUCAGAUAUGUUUACUAUUACUAUUUUGUACGCUCUUGUAAAUUUGCAGACGAUUUUGCUGCGGUGCUUCAUGCAAUGAUUGCAAAGAAAGAAGCUGAAGGCGUGUUCGGUACUACACCGUCAUACUCAUCCCCAAACUUUAUACUUGCAUUGUCUUUUGGAUUAAAUUAAAGAUGGAAUUGAUGGAUGUUCCAAAAACCAUACUGGAACAUCUACUGAUUGUGCGGUUUUUUGCCGCACAUGUACCGUACAUGUAUAUAAUAAUUUGCACGACGUACCUACCGGAAUUUGUAAUUUGUUAGCUGCGGACUCACAUGGACGAGCAUGCAGGAGAUAUAAUCUAUGUUUACGAUCAGUUACAUUUAUUUGUACUUGUAAAACGCAAUCUGUAGCAAGUUAACAACACAGCUUUAUUUAAUGCGGGUAAUAAUUUUAUAAUAGCCUCUUCAUAUGCUGUCAUAUGACUGCCCAGCCUACCAUCGGCGCGGUGUCGAUCGGCAGUUCUAUCGUUUCUACGUACAUUUUUGAACCAGCAGAGGACGUACAGACUUCUACUGCAAUCAAGAAAUAAAAUUUUACUUUCUUGUGUCACGGUUGUGCCUUUGGUGCGUCAGCAUGCGCGUGGAGAAGCAGCGAAUGUGGGCAAAAUUACAUGCCUAUCAUGCGACACAGUAUGAAGCCACUGCAUACCGACCAGACGCGUUCGCACGGUUCGGAUUGUGGUCAACUGGUAAUCACGGCAUGGUCUUCUUUAAAGUGGACACUGUUGACAUGCCCUCUACUGCGGUUCACUCCCAUAUCCACAACCAGCCAGGCACCAAUAUUAUUUCAGCAGUGUCAUACACCGACCUCAAUGGGACACUGGUGGAGGCUGUUGUCAACUUCAAUAUUGCUAAUUUUUCCUAUCGGAAAUUCAUAACGGAACCCAUCCAUUCCUUGCCCGUUACCAACGAAGAGCUUAAUCUCGAUAAUUAUGACGGAAGCUGGUUCUUAAAGGUCAUCCCGCUCCACAUGCACGCUCCCGCGGCAAUGGACGCGCCUGUGCCGUAUGUUAAAGUGCAGGUGUGCUUCCAGACACAGCUGGAAGUAAGCAUACCGGCUAGUUUCAUUAUCAGCAUCGUCGAUCUGGACGAAAGACCGAUCUUCUCCUGCACGCCGCACCAUCAGAUCAAGCUGUUCGGUCCCGAGCGCAUCUCUUCGUGGGGUUAUCCCGAUUUCAUUAGCCAUGAAAAGUUGUUUGACACAGCGAACGGCUACCUAACCCAUGAUAUACUGCGACUGCAAGCUCGAAUCAAAUUCUUAGCAUCACCAGGGACACUCCUGCAGGGCGGAGUCAGUCGUUUCGGGGCAGAUGACGACACGCUGGCCAUUCUCCAAGAGAACAGCGUGAUCAGUCUGCUCAAGGACCUCACUGACCUUUACUACACGAAGAACGGCAGCGAUUGCAUUUUGGUAUCUACUGAUCGCACGGAGCAUCCCGUGCACAGUAGUAUACUGACAGCACGGUCGCGCAAGUUCCGCACACUGUUGGCGGGCGCUGUUCACAGCAAUGGUAAAACGCUGGGAAAGAUCCACAUUCCGGAUAUGAACUGGGAGACACUGGACAUUCUACUGGAGUAUGUGUACACAGCGUCCACCGAGCGGAUACCUGAGCGCGCGGACAGUCUAAUGAUUGCGGCGGAUAAUUAUGGACUGGGCUGCUUGAAGAAGAUUUGUGAAUACCAUCUGGUGCGAACGGUCAAUAAAGACAACGCGCGACACCGGCUGCAUGUGGCCGAGGAAUGCGCCUCCGGGGCGGUGGACCUGAAAACAGCGGCACUGACGGUCAUUGCAGAAAACGUCACGGAUGUCCUUGAAAAAGAACAGGCCAGCUCGGGAAGAUCCAAAGAUGAGGUCAUCGAUCAGCUAUUCGCGUACCUGGGUCGUUACUUCAAUGGAAAGGAAAAUGACAGCGAUAGGAAAGAGGGUUUCUCUCCGCAAUCCGGCUAUUCCAGUAGUAAUAUGCUGUGAAACUGGUAUCCGCAGACCGCAGUUGAUCGAAGCGGUAUUAAAUGCUGCAGUGCGCAUCGGGCGAUCUAUGUUAAGUCAGCUAUUUUUGCGAAUUCUAAGCGUCAUUACUUAUGAUAGACUUUUAACGCGACAGUACUUGGUUUUUAUUACUUUUAGCACUUUGUUGUUAAUCCUUGACAUAAUCAGAGUCGCUUCGGACAACAGUAACAACGUGACCUUGCAUGACAGCGAACGUUAUAAAGUUAUCAACAGAAAUACGCAGAUACUGGA